AGGCUAUGCUAUUGCUAACCGUUCCCCAGCACUGCAAUAUGUCCUCCACUAAUAAGAGAAGAGCCUUCCUCUCCACGCUACUAUGCUCUCACUUCUCUUUUUGACUCCAUUCACUUUCCUCCCAUCCCCUCCAAUGCCAACAAAUCCUCAUCACAAAAAACCCAAUGAAAUUCUCUUUCUUUCUCACAAUAUAUAACCCCCCACCCUUCAUUCUUCUCACACCCCUUCUCCCCAAACCAACAAAAUGCUUGAAUUGAGUGAAUCCCACUCCAAAAACUUGCACUUUCCCCUCACUCACAUCAUUCUCUUCUUCACAUGUUUCAAACUUUCUAAAGCACAAUCCUCCAUGGAGCCAGUUCCCACCUACAUCACCCACCACAGCUGGGAGCCUUCCGUCGCCAUCACCGUCGGCGCCAUCAUCAUCGCCCUCCUCUUAAUGGGAAUCAUCUCAAUCUACCUUCGCCGCUGCGCCGAGUCUCACAUCAUCAUCACCACAACCCAAACCACCACCACCCUACCGUGCUCCUGCGCGCAGGGGAUCAACAGGGAGCUCCUCAACACGUUCCCAACGCUCUUCUACUCCAACAUCAAGGAUCUCAAGAAGGGGAACGAAACGCUCGAAUGCGCGGUUUGUUUAACAGAUUUCACUGACAAAGACGCGCUUAGGCUGCUCCCCAAAUGCAAUCACGUGUUCCACCCUCACUGCAUUGAUUCCUGGCUCGCGUGUCACGUGACAUGCCCGGUUUGUCGCGCGAAUCUCAGCCAGGAAUCCUCCCAUGUUUCCAUAACCGUCCCUCCUCAUAACGAGGAAGAGGGUUCCAGAAACACAACAACAAACGAAGCUACCCAAAUUGAGCAAAGUACAAGCAAUGACGUUGGUCAAGUUUGUCUUGGAGAUCCUACACCGACCAGUGAUGCGGCUAAAAUAAUGUAUAUAAGUGAAGAGCAGCAACAGCAACACUCGUCUUCCGAGCCGACUUUUGAAGUUGAGUUAGACCCAAACACAAAUUCUACUACUACUACUAUUAACAAUAAUGGUGGCGAUGGGGUUGUUGUUGUGUCCGAGAGGAACCUUUCGAGGUCGAACUCGACGGGGCAUUGCAUUGUGGAGGAGCAAGGGAAGGGUGUGGAGAGGUACACGUUGAGGUUGCCCGAAGAUGUGAGGAGGUACAUUCUGGUGAACCAUGGGAGGAGUGUUCAACGUUCCGCGAGUGUUAAGGGGGUGUGUUGGAGUGAUAGUGAAGAGAGUUAUAAGGGAAAGAGGGUCAAUGGAGAGGUGAGGGUGGAGAAGAGGUGGGUGAUCUGCACACCACCAUUUGUGGGACAUGGCUGAGGAAUUUCGUCGAACAUUUAGUCUGCGUUACGCUUUGCCUCUUCUCUCUGCGUCUUUGCUGAGAGGAAAAGGUUGUGAAAAAGUGAAGGUUUGAGAUGUUUGGGUUGCUUCAAUAAAUUGGUCGUUGUCAAUUCUUGCAGAGAUUGUGAGAGUUUGGUUGUACGGAGAUGAAGCAGAGGACUGAAAUGGAAGAAGAGUAGAGUUCUCAAUGAUUGAGUCAACUCGUUAUGUUUACCCUAUUGGCUUAUGAGUCAACUCGUUUUCUUUCUUUCUUUUUUUCCGCUUAUUUUUUGGGGGUGAGUGUGUGAGAUCAGUGGCUCAUCUGCACAUUAUGUUAUUUAUUCUAUUUUAUUCAUUUAUAAUAAUAUACCUAGUAUUGCUAGUCUAAUUAUUUUCUUAUCAUAUUGACUAUAUAAAUUUAAGGGCACUAAGUUUUGUCGGACUUUGUAAA
Messenger RNA from Glycine soja, 1784 nucleotides. RefSeq names its product E3 ubiquitin-protein ligase ATL6-like. Lineage: Eukaryota; Viridiplantae; Streptophyta; Magnoliopsida; Fabales; Fabaceae. The coding region runs from base 245 to 1333 and encodes 362 amino acids. The record is from RefSeq and is a predicted model, not a curated record. The transcript has a single exon.